AUGGCCGAUGGAACCGAACCCCAAGGGAUAACCGCCCAGGGCGAUCCGUCUACCCAGGAGACGACUGCCCUUGAAUCUCAUCCAGACUUAAUGCCCCCUGUGAUUAGGGGGUGGCAUGCCCGACCAACCACCUGGCAGGUGGAAUUUACCGCUCCAGCAAGGCCAACGCCCAGUCAAACUAUCAGUCCAACUGCCAGCCAGACUGUUGGCAAUAUUACUAGAGCUUCGCCCCUUACAACUGAAGAUGAUCUCAAUUUACUACGCAUUGCCGUUCACUAUAAAGAUCGGUUUACUACGAUGAAGGGUAAUGCCGUUCUGUAUGAGGCUAUUGCGAAAGUAUGGAGGGCCGAUACUGGGCGGAAAAUAAACCACCAAACAGUUCAUAAGCACAUCACUGAUAAGCUGAAAGAGCAUCGCGCUUUAAUUUCUAUACCGGAAACCAGCCGACCUAGAAUGAACGCUACCGAAGCUGCUAUUUUUGACCAUACCAAUGAGAUAUAUGAAGUGCUACGAGAGAAGUCAGUAGCAGAGGCACGACGAAAGCGACUCGUUGAUGAAUUAAUACCACGAGGGAGGGAUAAACGGCCUAGAGAACCGGAAAAUUCUAGGGAGGAAGAAAGUGAGCGUCCAACAGCUCGGCCACGACCACUAUCUCCCUCACUAGCACCCGCCUCGCCAUCACUACAAACAGAAAUGGCCUUAUUUCUUAGUAUGAUGAAUAGUCGAGCAGCUAUCGAGGCCUCAACUGGGGCUAAAAAGGAAGAUAUCACUAGGCUUGAAGCUCGAAUUGAUAGCAUGGCUGCUACUAUGGAGGGGAUGAUGGCUUUGCUUAGAACCCUUACCCCGUGGCCUCCAAGGCCCAAUUAA
Molecule: messenger RNA, 867 nt
Organism: Penicillium hordei
Lineage: Eukaryota; Fungi; Ascomycota; Eurotiomycetes; Eurotiales; Aspergillaceae
Exons: 2
Coding region: 1-867 (288 amino acids)
Source: RefSeq, a predicted model, not a curated record